UUUACAGUGCGCUGUCGGACUUUUGGAGAGUUCAGUGUUGUGCGCUCUCUGUGCGUCACACGCUCAAACCCUCCACUGGAAGCGCACGACCGCCGACUGUCACCAUACAUGCGAGUACAGCCGAGACUCCAGCUUCUCUCUCAACGCAGCGGGCUUCGUUUUUCUCUUGCUUCGACUUGUGGCUGCGUCCGUGGAGUGAAAUGGAUGUCAUCCCAAUGUGCAGCAUCUUCCAGGAGCUCCAAAUUGUGCACGACACCGGAUACUUUUCGGCGUUGCCGUCUCUGGAGGAGUACUGGCAGCAGACCUGCCUCGAGCUGGAGCGGUACCUCCAGAGCGAGCCCUACGUCUCGGCCACCGACCUCAAAUUUGACAACCAGGAGGACCUGUGGAGCAAGCUGAUGCUCGCCUGCGGGGACAAGUCGAACGACCCCGACCCAAAGAUCCCCCUCAUCAAGGAGGAGGAAGACAAUCAGGACAACCAGCACGUCGACACCGCCGGCUUCAACUCUGACGCCAGCAGCGAGGCCUCGGACAGCUCAGAGGAGCUCUCCCCCACCCUCGACUUCUCCUCCAGCUCUUUUACUGACAUUCUGGGCGACGGUGGCGAAGACUUGGGCUCUGCCAUCAUCAGCACGCCGCCGUCCUCACCUGAGCUGGGCAAGGACGGCUCUGCAGCCCAGGUGUGGAACGGGAUACAGACUGCGCUGCAGUCGCCUGGGAAAAUAAGGACAGGGGGCACGGAGAGGACCCUGGAGAGGUCGGGGCUCACCAGCGGGGAGGCGUCGCCUGACGGGAGGAGGCGGGUGCACAGGUGCAACUUCAACGGAUGCAGGAAGGUGUACACCAAGAGCUCGCACCUCAAAGCACACCAGCGCACACACACAGGUGAGAAGCCCUACAGGUGUUCAUGGGAGGGCUGCGAGUGGCGCUUUGCACGAAGCGAUGAACUCACCAGACACUUCAGGAAGCACACCGGAGCAAAGCCAUUCAAAUGCAGCCACUGCGACAGGUGUUUCUCCCGCUCCGACCACCUGGCGCUGCACAUGAAGAGGCACAUCUAAGAUGGCCUCCUUGUCGAGAGCUCUGAGGGAUGAUUCUGGUUGAUUGUCCCGACCUGUUGGGGGAUCAGCGAGGCCGGUGCGUCCUGGGAGCGCCAACAGGAGCACCGCCGUGUUCCAGGCGGUGGGGAAAAAAACAUGAAGCAACGCAGGCUAUUAUUUGCACCAUACUUAGUGCCUCCAACACCUCGCUGUGGAGAUCGCUCUUGAAAGGCUUUUUGCAGAGGAGGGCGGGGAAAUUUAAAAACUGGGAAAAAUCUGGGCUGGAGAAGACGGGAAGAGACUCCUCUGUAUGGUGUUCGACGCUUUUUUCCUGGAGGAUUAUGGGACUCCUGUGGGGGUCGCCGUGCCUCCAAUGACAGUGUGUUUGCCUGUGCGCAUGGGGACUGAGUGCCUGUGACUGGUGCCUGUGCCGGCUUUUACGGAGCAGAUGGAGCUUGCAUUGUGGAACGCGAAUGAAUGAGUGAAUGACCUGGAGGGGGCGAUGUUGUGCAGUGUUUUUUUGCGGGGGUUUGGGGGGGGGAUAUCUGUUGUCUCUCUGAACGCAAGCGAAAAAUAUACGGUUCUGUCUGUGUCCUUUGAGUGUCUCGGCUGCGGAGGCGAGCAUGUGGGUGAUCGUUUUUUUUUUAAGCGGAGCCGAGUUGCGAGAGGGCGCCCCCUGCGCGCCCGGAGGUGGAAUUACAGCUCCCUAUUCAAAAGUGGGAGUUUGUUUUGUUUAGUGCAGCUAUUAAAUGUGCAAUGUAUUAAGUCUCAAACCAUACACGCUAUAAAGCUCAUUUUGUUGUCCAUUGUGUGAGCUCUGUAUCUUAAAAACAAAAAAAACAAAGAAAAAAAAAAUCUACGGUUGUACACAAACAGUUAUCGCCAUUAUAACAGUUGCAUGGGAUCUGGGGAUGCGUUUCUCACCCGUUUGCUUAUCGGACAACGAAAUUCCAUUCAAGAGCAGCUACCUUCAUGUUAUGCUAUCGUAGUAUUGUACAAAACACAUAAGGCGGUCGUUUUUUAAAUUUUAUUGAUAAGUUGGGGAUACCACUGUUGCUUGGCAACUGUCUUGACCACGGGAUUUUUCGUUCCUUUUUUCUUCACUUUAGCGCUUCUCUUGUUUUCUAUCUGUAAAUGCACUGUUGACCUUACUGAUGCCUUAUGUAAGUGGCCUUGUCCUGUUAAAUAGAUCACUCUCUCACACACACACACACACAGGGGACAGCUAAUGCAGUGGUAAUUGUGGUAGUUAUUGAAAAGCUUUAUAAAGGCUCUGAUCCAUACAGUCACACCUUUGCCCCCUUGUCUCCACACAGACUCGUCUAAACUCCUGGAUAAUAAAAAAAAAAAACGAAAACUAUAUAUCAGCUUCACGAUGACUGACAUUUUUACAUUUCUGUGUCGAAUAUAUAUCAGAACUUUAUCAGAACUGCAGCUCGAGGCCUGAGACAGAAUCGUGGCGGCCGCUCGGUGUAGCGCCUCGGAUGGUUUACUACCAUGUAGUAUAAUCGGACUGUAACUCGCCGACAAAGGUACAAAGAAGUCUUGGAAAGAUGUUCUCAUGAAAUGCGGCACGCUCGGCCAGCAAGGAUGUGACAAAUGGAGAUUUUACCCAAAGAACACAAACACAAUGGGGCCAUUUGUAUCAGUCUGUGUCAAAGUCUCACCGUGGUUCAAAGAAAACGUCCUUCAGAGCGAUGACGACAUUCUCAAUUAUGAGUCUGUUUUGAUGUUGUGUGUUUUGUCUCGCCCUCAGGCUGAGUCUGUGUCUUUACUCAGUCCUGGUUUAAACAACCCAUGAUCUGACUAAACGGUACUGAAACCAGUCGAACCAGUUCAGCUGAGCUGCGUCGCAGGUCUCUGGGUUUCUGUGUUUCUCUGCGGCUGAACUGAGACGACACUUUAGGACCAGAUGCAUGUCUGUAACGACUUCACUAUUUUGCAUGUUUUAACUUGAGUUACUUGACUUCAACGCACUCCUCCGUGGGUUGAUAUAAUUCUCCGAGAUUUAUUGGAAAUCUCUUCAGCUCACAUUUGGACAAACUUAAUCACCGUUUUACCCAAUUUCUGGAAAAACAGUUUGGAGCCACAGUGCAAGUGUUUUGUCAAAAAAAUAAACGUGUGUACUUUAAGGGUUUGGCUGAUCCACGUGCUCAUACAACUCGAUGUCUGUCACUCAGUAGUCAACAUCACAGGUAGCCUUGUUCCCACUCUGCAGCUGUACAGGUGAACCUUAAAGAACGUUCAAGAAAAUUUCUUUUUACACUGAGAAAUGUCAAAAAUGCAAAGAUUAUGUACAAUGUAAACUAAGAGAAUUUUGUAUGGAAGCUUCUAUUUUGAAAGGGUAUGGGACCAAAAAAAAAAAGUGUGUUGCUUCUAAACAUGAACCAAUAAAGAAAAGAGGCAGAAGAAUUACUGUAAAAUAGACACACUCCAUUCUCCUUCAUCUGCUUCUUCUUCGGUUUGGAUUUGACUUAUCAAGAGCAAAUGUACAUUCUUACAAAAAAAAAAAAAAAA
This is a messenger RNA of Paralichthys olivaceus (Japanese flounder), 3557 nucleotides long. Its product is annotated as Krueppel-like factor 6. Gene Ontology annotation, molecular function: RNA polymerase II cis-regulatory region sequence-specific DNA binding; DNA-binding transcription factor activity, RNA polymerase II-specific. Lineage: Eukaryota; Metazoa; Chordata; Actinopteri; Pleuronectiformes; Paralichthyidae. The record is from RefSeq and is a predicted model, not a curated record. Gene Ontology annotation, biological process: regulation of transcription by RNA polymerase II.